Meloidogyne enterolobii is the source of this 276-nucleotide messenger RNA. The record is from the annotation of a GenBank genome assembly. NCBI's taxonomy places the organism in Eukaryota, Metazoa, Nematoda, Chromadorea, Rhabditida, Meloidogynidae.
AUGUAUUUUAAAAUUAUUUUUUCCAUCACCAUUAUUGUUUUGAUUAAAUUUUGUUGUAUAAAUGGCCAAGUUGCACUUGGAGGGCAACAAUCAGAUCGAACACAGCAAGAAUUGGCUCUUCUUGGUUGGACUAGUGGUGUUCGAAUGGCUUAUUGUCAACAAAUUGCUGUUAUUGACUUGGUUGAUCCAUUUAGAGAGGCAAUAGCUCGAAUGCUGAAUAGACAUUGUCGAACACCGACAGUUUGUGGAAUUAAAAAAAGGCUUUCCACGGCGUGA